GAAGAAGAAAGAGAGAAAGGAGAGGGGAAGAGACGAGGAGAAGAAGAGAGAGUAGAGAGAGGAAAAGGGAAGGAGGAAAUAAGGAGGCAGAAAAGAGAGGAGGAGGAGGAGGGAGGGAAAAGGAGAAGGGGAGAGGAGGAGAUAGGAGGGAAGAGAGGAGAGGAGAGGAGGGGAGAGAGGGAAGAGAUAGGAGGAAGGAAAAAGGGAAAAAUGGAGGGAAGGAUGAAGGGAGGAGAGAGGGGAGAGGAGGACGGGAGGGAGGAGAAGAAGAGGAAGGAAGAAGAGGAGAGGGGGGGAGGAGUAGGAGAGAGGGGGGAGACAAAGAGCGGAGGAGAAAAAGAGGAAGAGGAGGAAGAAGAGGAGGAAUUGGAAAGGAAGACGGACGAAGAG
This is a messenger RNA of Vigna umbellata (rice bean), 390 nucleotides long. NCBI's taxonomy places the organism in Eukaryota, Viridiplantae, Streptophyta, Magnoliopsida, Fabales, Fabaceae. The record is from RefSeq and is a predicted model, not a curated record.